Messenger RNA from Portunus trituberculatus (swimming crab), 2635 nucleotides. RefSeq lists its product as uncharacterized. The record is from RefSeq and is a predicted model, not a curated record. The transcript is spliced from 7 exons. Lineage: Eukaryota; Metazoa; Arthropoda; Malacostraca; Decapoda; Portunidae. Bases 112 to 1455 code for a protein of 447 amino acids.
CCGCCUGUUCAUCGCACGUGGUGGUGCUUCGCUUCCCGCCAUUGACUGUUGACACAGCAUCAGGUGAGCUGCUGUGACCCAUUCAUUGUGAGGUUAAUCAUUGGAGCCAACAUGGAGAUCAACACUCACUACUUUGAGAGUUUGAGUUUGAAGGAGGUGAAGGAACUGCUUCCUCCUAACCACAGCAUCAAGCAAGUUGAUACACAAGGACUGCAAGAGGCUGGUUGCUAUUUUGUGGCUAUCCUAAACUUUUAUGCUGGCAAAAGGAGGAGAAAAAACAUUUCCAUAGUACGACUCGUCCUUUUACCAGUGCUAGAGGAUGGCAGCCAAGAUGCCAAGAAGGUUGAAUGUUUCCUAUGUGAUCGAUAUUGCAAUGAAUUGGAAAAUGAGAUGACAACAAUGCUUGGAAGUCAAGGCACCUGGUCUGCAGACAUGGCAGGGGAUGAUGUGGUGUGGGUGGUGCUGCAUCGUCCCUUUAUAGUCCCCUCAUACAGGAAAACAAGUAAUGAUUUUAAUCAAUUAUGCAUCAUUGCAAGUGACAAAAAGAGUCCUUACUGCCAAAUGUGGCUAUUAUUUACAAUACCUUGUGUAAAAGUUCCCCCCUCCCUUUCACAUAUAAAUUUAAUGAGGUCAAACCCUGCAGUCUCAGCCAAGCUGUCUGUCCAGGCUCAAGCCAAGUACCCAAUCAAAGGUCAGGCCUGUGUGCCACCAUAUGUACCAGCUAACUCUAAACAUAAAAUCAAGCCACUCUCCCAAGCAGUUCCCCGUCAGAAGAUAUCAACUGCAGGUGCUGUGAUAAGUGUGGUGAAAAUGGGAUAUGUAGCAAAGAACAGUGUCAUCUAUGACAUCAUCAAGGUGGCAGAUGGAGUCACUGGCCCCACAUCCAACCCAACCAUUAUAUUCAUAAAAAUAUUCCACAAUAACAGCAUAGACUGGCCAAAAGGUGGAAUUCCAAGGAGAGGCCAUGUAAUAGUGCUGUUGGACAUGUUGUGCCAGAAUUACGAAGGCAGGAAAGAGGGAGUCAUCAGCACAGAGAAAGUCUGUGUUUUCAAAUAUAAAGAAGAGCAUCUCACCUGCUACUCAAAUUCACCAGGAUGCCCACACAACAUAGAGAACGCUGAGGAAGUAGCAGUCAGGCUGUUUGACUGGUUUAGACAACAUGGCUUCUUACUCUCCUCUUUCACUGAAGCUGACCUACCUACUCGCAAAAUUGUGGAUCUUAGUGGAAGUGGACUCUUUAUCAUCAACUGCCAGGUGGUGAAGAAGAACAUAUACCCAGCUCUGGUAUCCCCAAUGGUUGUUUUGAGGGUGCGUGAUGGCACUCGCUCACCAUACAAGUUUGAAAAGGCAAGUGUUGUUCUGUCCCGAGGAGGCCCUUGUAGCAUCUUAGUCACUAUCAGGUUGCAUGAAGGAACACAUUCAUUUGUGGAGGAUGAGAAGCAAGAGACUCCCUGAGGUAGACCACUUCAGAGGAGAAAGGGACACAAGUAGCAGACAAUAGGAAGUGAAAGUUCAGAAUUACAGGUUAGUGGAGUGGAGUGGAGUGGUUACUAUCAUCUUUUACUGCUGUAAGAGUGCAUUUUUUGUAUCAGCAACAUUAUCUGCAUUAUUCAUCUUGGAUUGUGGAUAUGAAGACUGCUACUUGGUCCCGUGAAUGAUAUUCAAAAUUGGAUAUUUAGUCAGUGGAACAUUUUAUAAGUAUUUGCAUGACACAGUAUUGCAGUUUCUGUGAGUAGUAUGGAAUGUAAAUGUGACAUAUAGUAUUCCCUCACAUUUUCCAAUCAGAGGCCAUGAAUGUUAACCACCUUAUUUUCCAGAUUAUAAGACAACUUUGUGUAUGAUGACCCCGAAUUUUUGAGGGAAAAAUUUAGGUUUUGAGCUAUUACCCCCUUAUUGUGGUGGGAGCUGCUGCUCACAUGGUUGGCUGAAGGGCCCUGGCGAGCCAUAAUAUAGCCACUCCCUCACUACCGCUGUUGCCAGUUUCAAAAUACAGCAAUCUCAAACUAGUCAUUCUAGGUGUGGGGUGUGGGCUUCACACCCCCCCACACUAUUGCCACUUUUCCAUAGAUCACAAGGUUGCCUUCAUUCUCCAACCCCACUUCAUCUCCUCUAUUCUCUGUUUGUCUUUUUCUCUCCCUCAGUUUCUAUAUAAAUUGUUGUACUUAUGAGAUUAUUUCCAAAAUAAUUUCAACUUUUGUUCCACAUCAACCUUGAAGUAAAAAAUCAAGGUAUGUUUUAUGUACAAAGGUCAUCCCCCAUUCUAACUGUGGCACAUGAGCAGGGGAGUGCAACCUUGCCAAUACCUCUACUUGACCUAUACAGAAAACUUGUCCUGAUUUUUACCUCAGUGGUGAUGUGGAACAAAAGUAUGAUGGAGAAUGCUAUAUUGGAAAGACAGGCUCCCCCCUUUUCAUGCUGAUUUGAUUUUAUGGUGUGAUGAGCUGUGAUGGAUAUGACUGGCUACCUCAACAUAAACAGUAUUUUAUUGACAUCAUGGUUUCUGUUAGCCUAAUCAGCAACUGAUGAUUAUGAUUAUGGCGUGGCUGGGUGCAUCGACAUGUGACGCUGUCAGUAAACAUUCAUCAGCUAUAUAGAAAAAGCCCUCUCUGUCAUGCAGCCAAUAAAUUGUGUAUUU